Molecule: messenger RNA, 834 nt
Organism: Pocillopora meandrina
Lineage: Eukaryota; Metazoa; Cnidaria; Anthozoa; Scleractinia; Pocilloporidae
Source: the annotation of a GenBank genome assembly
AUGCCCGGGAGCAAAGACGAGAAAGAAACUCCCACAGAUACGGACAAGCAUAUAGCAGCAACAGAAAAUUACAAGGAACGGGAAUGUGAAAGUGGAAGAAAACUGCUUAACACUAAGUGCAUCAUAAUUAGCGCGUAUUUUGUCUUCCUGUUAUGGAGAUUUAUUAGCUUAGGUCUUUACUCUGUGUACGCAACAGAUUGUUUCUUACGAGCUAAGCUUGCCACGCUGAGAUGUGAGAAUUUUACUCUGUAUUCAAACCCAACGAGGUUCGAAAUAGCAUGGCAGAUGUGUUCGGCCGUGAAUAACUUCAUUGCUGUUGGGAUUUUGUUUAAACUGCCGGAGUUUCCUGGUCUGGAUGUUGUUUGCGCUCGUCUGAUUAAACUGGCCCGGUUUUGGUCUUUUAUCUUCCAGCUGAUCGUGGUUAUCUCCUAUAACCUCAUGCUGUUCUUCCACGAACAUUUAAUGGAAAGUGCUAUGAUAGAGGUUGGCUUUCUCGUUGAUGAAAUUACCGUUACGAUUGUAGUUUGCUUGUGGAAUUUUGUACCUGCGCCAAGCAACAGGUCGCAAGGGCUACCCUGCCUCCAGUUCGCUUAUAAAUUGACACUUGUUAUGCUAUUUUUAGAGAAUUUUUUUCUGUUCUUAUUGAUGUCUUCGCAAGCAGCACUAGACAUUACAGGAAUCCAUCAAUUCGAAAGUCGGUCGACAGGAUUGCAAGCUCUAGGGAUUGUACUCAACGCAACUGAGGCUACAUUUUAUUUUGCUGUCAUGAAGUUCAUGUGGAAUAAGCUGUUUGAAGGAGAAGCUGUUGAUCUGCUAAAGAAGGACACCAUUUGA